Messenger RNA from Lactuca virosa, 1725 nucleotides. The record is from the annotation of a GenBank genome assembly. NCBI's taxonomy places the organism in Eukaryota, Viridiplantae, Streptophyta, Magnoliopsida, Asterales, Asteraceae.
AUGGCGACUCAGGUCAAGAACACCAAGAGGCCUUCUCUUGAGAUGAACAGAACUGGACAGGGGGCUUUCCCUAACCAUAUCCCAUCCGACAUAUUGGUUCAAGUUGGUGGAGCAAAAUUCCCCCUUCACAAGUUUAUGUUGGUAGCAAAGAGUAACCACAUACGAAACUUAGUUCUAGAAUCGAGAGUACCUGAUUUGGGGAGGAUAGAUCUCUCCGAUAUCCCUGGAGGAGCUGAGAUCUUUGAGAAAGUAGCAAGGUUUUGCUAUGGUGUUAAUUUUGAAAUCACUGUAAAUAAUGUAGCAGCUCUCCACUGUGCUGCAGAGUACCUUCAAAUGACUGAUGAGUACUGCGACGGCAACCUUGCCAGCCGGACAUAUGGCUUCCUCGCCGAAGUAGCCUUAAAGAGCUUCUCCGGCGCCAUUACUGUUUUAAAAUCAUGUGAAGAUCUUCUUCCUGUAGCUCAACAACUCAACAUCGUUAACCAAUGUAUGGAAGUUGCCAGCGCUAAGGCAUGUGACGAAGCCAAUUUUCCUAGUCGUUCACCUCCGAAUUGGUGGACAGAAGAACUAUCAAUCGUCGACAUAACCUUCUUUCAAAAAUUCAUCGAUUCGAUGAAAUCACGCAGCGCCAAGGCAUUCACAAUCGCCGACGCAAUCACAACCUACGCUAAGAGAUCGUUGCCGGACCUCAUGCGUGACCAUUCCAUCAACGGCAUAAAAUCUCCGGUAUCCAAUCACUCCUCCACCUCCAUAAUCAAUCAACGAAAGCUCGUAGAAUCAAUCGUCGCACUAUUCCCUGUCGAAAAUCAACAAGUUGUUUUCUCAAUCAGCUUCCUAUGUUGCCUCCUCCGGACUGCGAUCUUUCUCGAAACCAAUGCGAAUUGCAAGAAGCAGAUCGAGAAGCGGAUGUCAGUCAUCCUAGAUCAAGUAACCGUCGACGAUCUAGUCGCAUUGUCAUACACGUUUGACGGAGAGCGAUUGUGUGAUAUGGAGAGUGUACGGAGGAUCGUGAGCGGAUUCGUGGAGAAGGAGAAGAGUGUGAAAGUAUUUAACUAUGGUGAAUUUAAGAAGACUCCGUCGCCGGCGAUGUUUAGGGUGGCGAAGACUGUUGACGCGUAUCUCGCUGCAAUCGCCAGGACUGCUGAAUUGAGCAUUUCAAAGUUCAAUGGAAUUGCUAAUUUGAUGCCGAAAAAUGCUCGACAAGUUGAUGAUGAUCUCUACCGCGCCAUUGAUAGAUACCUCCAGGUUACUUUGACGCAUCUGACCUUGGAUGAAAUCGAGCGAGAGAAAGUUUGCAAUUCAAUGGAUCCAUUAAAACUAUCCAUUGAAGCAAGGGCACACUCUUCACAAAACAAAAGACUUCCAUUGCAAAUAGUUUUGCACACGCUUUAUUGUGAUCAAUUAGAAAUAAGAAGUAGGCAAAGCACACCAAUCGCCCAAAGCAUGAGGCUUCAGGUACAAUCGGAUGUGUUAUUAGCCAAAGAAAAUGAAACAUUAAGAUCUGAGUUAUUGAAAAUGAAGAUGUACAUAUCAGAUAUGCAAAAGAAUCAAGUAAGUGCGACAUCUAGUAAACCGAAGAAAAUGAAGAAGCCUACACUCUUCUCAUCAGUGUCGAAGACUUUGGGGAAAUUAAACCCUUUUAAAAAUGGAUCAAAAGACACUUCGAAUAUCGAUGAUGGAAUAAAUCAUACACAGCCUCGUAAGAGAAGAUUUUCUAUUUUGUAA